Phytophthora nicotianae INRA-310 is the source of this 563-nucleotide messenger RNA. RefSeq lists its product as hypothetical. The coding region runs from base 1 to 540 and encodes 179 amino acids. The record is from RefSeq and is a predicted model, not a curated record. The transcript has a single exon. Lineage: Eukaryota; Oomycota; Peronosporomycetes; Peronosporales; Peronosporaceae.
AUGAAUCUAAGUCUGUGCAACGUCUCGCUGGAGUGCUGGAGGAGUGGGACAAGUGGAAUCAGCUUGUACAAAUUGUUAGCCUACUCCAAGAAUGUCUGGUUAAGCGACCGCGUGUGGCAAAUUUACCACACUGAGCGCGGUUUUGCAGCAACUAAUAACACAUGCGAGGCCAACAAUGCCGCGCUAAGGCGCGACGUCAGCUUACGCUGCAUACGCAAGGUCGGUGCGUUGCUUGAGUUGUUCUUUGUUCUUUGUCAGGCUGAGAGUGGUCGAGCACAGCAGCUCCAGACAACCCCUGCUUUCGACAGCCGCUGUGCGCGCCGAGCAAACUCGCUGGUCCACACUGGCUUUCUUCGCGAUACUCGACUACGACUUAACAGCAUCUCAUUUCUACUAGGCCAUAACAACAAUAAGGACGAGCGUCAGAUAGGAAAGGUGAUUGCAAUCCCUGCAACCUGGAUCUACGACGUCUUAGCCAAACGCUCCCACGAGGACUUACCUGCCACUGCUCAGUUGGCUGUGGAAACCGCUCGCACGUAGCAGGUUGACACUCCGCCACCCGG